Messenger RNA from Nothobranchius furzeri (turquoise killifish), 6600 nucleotides. Its product is annotated as integrin alpha-L. Gene Ontology annotation, molecular function: integrin binding. The record is from RefSeq and is a predicted model, not a curated record. NCBI's taxonomy places the organism in Eukaryota, Metazoa, Chordata, Actinopteri, Cyprinodontiformes, Nothobranchiidae. Gene Ontology annotation, cellular component: integrin complex; external side of plasma membrane. Gene Ontology annotation, biological process: cell adhesion mediated by integrin; integrin-mediated signaling pathway; cell-matrix adhesion.
CAGGAAGUGUUGCACAAACAGACGUCUCAGUCUUCUGUUCCAGUUUGACUUCAUGUGAAAAAUGGAUGAACGGCGCUUCUUUUAUCUGCUCCUCUACAUGAUGGCUGCUGCUGCAGCCAUCUCUGUGUCUUCUGCCUUCAACAUCGACGUGACACAUUCUACGGUUCAUUCUGGUGAACAGAAAGAUUUCUUUGGCUACAAAGUGCUUCAGUUCAGGUCUUCUGAGAACAAAGGGAUAAUCAUCACUGCACCUCUGAGGUCAAAUGGGUCAGGAGGAAUAUUCAGACAAGCUCAGGAUAAAAAAGAAAAUUGGUUCAGCCCAGAUGAUCUUUCUGAGACAAACUCAACAUUCAUCAAACAUCUGGGCUUGUCAAUAGCUGCAGACCCAACAGGCUCCCAGUUUACUGUUUGCAGCCCAAGUCUUGUUCACGAAUGUCAUAAGAACUCCUACCUGAACAGUUUGUGUUACAACAUCACUGAUGACCUUCAGCAAGUCUCCUCUUUCACGCCUUUGUUCCAAAAAUGCACAAAAAAGACAGUGAACUUGGUCUUUCUAUUUGAUGGAUCAGCAAGCAUGACCAAAGCAGAAUUUAACAAAAACAAAGAUUUCAUAAAUGAAAUAAUGAUCAACCUAAAAAACACAUCAAUCAAGUUUGCAGCAGUGCAGUUUUCUUUAACUUUCAGGACCGUUUUUGACUUUAAAGACUACGAUGCUGGCAAAGCUCUCGAGAAACUUAAUAAAGAACAGCACAUGAAAUCUCUCACCAACACACACGGCGCGCUCGAGUUUGUGUUGAAGAACCUCUUUGAAGACCCAAAUGCAGGUGGCUCACCUGAUGCAUCUAAAGCUGUGGUGAUAAUCACAGAUGGAGACCCAAGUGAUACGGACAAAAAUGAUAUUGUUCAAACUUAUGAAAAAAAAAAGAUCAUCCGAGUUGUCAUUGGGGUUGUCGAGGGCAAAAAUGUGGAUAUGGCAAAAUUCAGUUCCAUUGCAUCUCAGCCACAUGACAAAAAUAUUUUUGAGAUACAAAAAUAUGAUGGACUCACGGGGAUACUGAAAAGUUUUCAAAAUAAAAUCUUUGCUGUGGAAGAGUCCAAAGCGACUCUAGCAGAUGACUUGGUGAAUGAAAUGUCUCAGAGUGGAUUCAGCACUGCCUUCUAUAAGAACACAUUAAUUUUGGGUUCAGUGGGAUCAAACUCCUGGCGUGGUUCUCUCCAUGAGCAUCAAGAACAAGAUAAAGAACAGAUUUCCGAUUCAGAAAUGAAAAAAGACUCCUACAUGGGAUACUCUUUAUCUGUUGGAGAGAAGAGUGGCGUUCCUUUAUAUUUUGCGGGUGCACCUCGAUUUGACCACAUGGGACAGGUUGUUGUUUUCAGAAAAGAUGACAAGAAAUGGUCAACAGCCCAAAGAAUACAAGAGGACCAGAUUGGCUCUUACUUUGGUGCGGAGCUGUGCUCCGUAGACAUCAACUCAGAUGGUGACACAGAUUUUGUGCUGGUGGGAGCACCACUUUUUUAUCAGCCUCAUGAGAAUAAGGAAGGGAGAAUCUACAUUUAUUCACUUUCUGCUAAGAUCGAAUUAGAAAAAGAAUUCAGUGUGAUGGCACCAUCCAUGGGUAGAUUCGGCUCCACAAUUUCCAGUCUUUCAGAUCUAAAUGGAGACGGACUCAGAGAUGUUGCAGUUGGAGCACCGUUGGAGGAUGAGAACAGGGGUGCUGUGUACAUCUUCCUUGGAGAGAAACGCAGAGGGAUACGUGGCACUUUCAGCCAGAGAAUCAAUGGAAAGAAUUUCCAACCUGAAAUUAGAUUUUUUGGACAAGCCAUCGAUGGAGUCAUUGACCUGGGAGAUGAUGAGCUUCCAGAUAUUGUGGUUGGAUCACAAGGUGCUGCUGUGGUCUUAAGGUCCAAGCCCGUUUUCAAUGCCACGGCUCAACUGUCGUUUCAUCCUGGUGUGAUCAGCACUGAGAAAAUUGACUGUGUGAAUAAAAAAGAUGAAAAUUUACCGAUGGUCAACCUGACAGCCUGCUUUGAAAUGGUAGAAGCAACAAAGAGCAAAGAAGCAAUGAGACUAGGACUGAACAUCUCAUUCACACUCAGCUUGGAUCCAAGCAGACCAAAAAAUCGAGCAUUCUUUCUUCAAAAUGAGAAGAAAGUCCAGAGUUUAACAACUACCAACGAACUGCGCAUGGGAAAAACCUGCUUUGAGUAUCCUACCUACAUGCAGUAUUGUGUAGUUGACACUUUAUCACCAAUCAACAUCAAGUUAAAUUUCUCUCAGGCUGAUGCUGGGAGCUCCGGUGCUAUGUUGAACAUAGACAGCAAAAACCAAGCUCUUAUGAAGAUUCCCUUCGAAAGACAGUGCAGUAAAAAUGAUACCUGUGUUGCUCAACUUACAGUGGAUCUUGACUUUUUGUCUAAAACAAUAUUGGUGACCGAGGAUAACUACUUCAACGUGUCCGUAACGCUGGCUAAUCAUGGCGACGACUCGUACAACACCACCCUGACGAUGCACUAUCCUCCAGGCCUCUCCUUCUCUAAGCUUGAAGUUACAAAAUCCAGCAGACCAACACUUCAUGCGUGCUACGAUCUGGAAGAAGUUCUCGACAAAACAGUUUGCGGCAUCAGCCUUCCUGUGUAUCGCAGCAAAUCCUCAACGACGUUUCAAAGUUCGUUCCGUGUUGCAAAGGAUUUCGAGUGGAAUGACAAAAUAUCGCUAACAGUGACAGGGAAAAGUGAUAAUUCAAACUCCAGCGAGAUUGAUUGGAUGACCAAAAGCAUUCCGGUGCAAUAUCAAAUUCGAAUGGCAUUAACAGUAAAUGAAGACACGGUCACCUAUCUCAACUUCACCACAGAUGAUCCUGCACCCCAAAACAUGCAUGUUAAAUACAAAAUAGAUAAUACUGGUUUCAAGGAUUUUCCUGUCAACGUGUCCAUCCUCCUUCCAACCAAACUGGAACACAGCUUUGAAGUGAUCAGCUAUGAAGUUAUUGUCCAGGAGGACAAAACUCAGUGCUCGAUCCAGCCCGACUUGAAAAAACACGAGCAGAGCUGCUCACCAGAAAACAGCUGUGUGGUCAUCAGGUGUGACAGUUUAAUUCUGGAGAGAUUUUCCGGUGUCGAGUUAAGCUUGGUGGGAAAGGUGCACUUUAAGGACCUGAGACAGCACGCAGCGAAUAUUGCCUUUCUUAAACGAUAUACUGGAGAAAACGGAGAGGUGAAAUUUUGGAGCCUCUUAAAAGUUGACUAUGACCCUAAACGAUUCGUUCUAGCUUCUCAUAAACAAGAGAAAUCAAGUCCUAAAAACGAGAAUCCUCAGAAAACUGGAAUGUGUAAGGACAACGAUCCGACGAUCAAAUGCACCAACGUUCGCGUUGAGUUCAUAAUCCCUCCAAACAAGCUACUGAUCAUUUUAACUGGAGCCGGACUGGGGCUGUUGCUUCUAAUCAUCCUCACAGUCAUCAUGUGGAAGUUGGGUUGCUUCAAAAGGAAAACAAUGGAGUAUUAUCAGGAACAAGAAGACAAAGUCUCCUGGGAAAAUGGAAGCCCGGCCAAUUUUAAUCCUGACUUCAGCAGCAGGAUGAUGAGCAUAUCAGAAACUGACAAAAAAUCAGACCAACUUCCAGAAGAAAAGCAGCUUCUGGAUGCCGAGAAGACCAACGGACCCUUAGAGUCGGAUAUAAAGGACUCAUCUGAAAAUGUGAACGGCUCCACUGCUGAGUCAGAACCCCAGGAGGAGGAGAAGUAGACAAGUUGUUUCACAAAAACAAGUUUCUUCAUUUGAACACCAGAAUCAAACCUCAUCUCAACCUCAUUAUUAUACUCCGGACUGCUAAUUAUUGCCUGCUCAUUUCUUCUGUUUAGUCUGUUUAACUCAAGACUUCACCCGGUUCCGGUGUACCAUCAAAUCGCCCUCCCCCAUCUAAUAAUGGCCGUGUUCGAGUUGAGCUGCGCCUCGCCUGGAAAACAGACGAGAGCAGACGGACGCAGCAGGGGGAGUGGCUGAAAGCCGGCGUUUAAGUCGGACACAAUUUCCUGCAUGUGUAGCUCGCGGGUGACGAUGGAUGAAGAUAUCGCGUUAGCGUUCAUACUUGUUUAAUUUUCAAUUUUAAUUCUGGUGCCUGUUAGCAGCUGAAACACAUCCUCACGUGCUUGUGGAUAUCAUAUAUUGUAUAUGAAGACAUGACUGUAAUAAUAAGUAAAGGUUAGCAGCUGUAGCUUCAGUGUGCUCAUAGGAAACAUGACAAAAGAACACAAAACACAUUUCUCUUUAUGGCCUAUAUAGUUGUCAUCAUCAACGUAACAUGAUUUACAGAAUACAUGUGACCAACUAACAUUUCAUGUUCUACCACCGGAUGUUUGGAUCAAAAUAUGAACCAAUCAGAUCUUAGAUCAGGUGAGAGCCAGGCGCUUCCCGUCAUCCCCUAGGUUUUGCAGCCGAGGGAGAGCAACUGCAGCGCCUUGCUCCAAAAUCUGCGGCCGCCUUGAUCUCACGAGGUUAUCGUUGCCUACGUAUGCAUGACGUCAGAGCAAGUCGGCAUCAAGUUGGACACAAAAAACCGGCAUGCACUGCUCGCCGAUCACUGCUGGUCUAAUCUGCGCAGAACUGGCUCAUCUCGAACACGGCCUAUGUUUCCCCUACAGCUCCCCCAGCGUCAAAAGCGCUGCUCGGCUCCACCCAGGCGGCACAAAGAAAACCUGCGCUUAACGUUAGCUCGUUCACACACAUUACUAGCACGCUCUGCUCGUGCACAGGGAGACUACGGGAACCAUGAAGGUUCAAAAAGCAUGAUUCAGCGAAUGUCUUUUGUGUAUUCCUUCUGUGAUACAUUUAUUAGACAGACAAGACAGACAGAUACAGAUAGAUAUUUAAUAUAUAGAUAGAUAAGCUUCCCCUUCGUUUCGCAGCCCACAAAUAGCGUUUCCCCCUCAUUUUGCAGGGAGAACCAAAUCUGAUGGCCUCACUGAAGUUACCGUUCCCCCUGCGAAAUGAUGGGGAAACGCUAUUAUGUAUAUGUAUAUAUGUAAUUGUCGAUGGGUGAGGUGCACGAUGUGUGCACAUCUCUGCAGGUAUCAAUGUCAAAUCUUAUCUAUAGCAGCUUCAAGAUGAUUUAGUCAGUUUGUGAUCUGUGUGACAUAAUAAAAAGGUUUGAAGACUAAAUUAAACCUUAAAAAUCUACCAGCCAACACCAGAGCUGGAUGGUCCAAGCACAAAUCUUAUGACUGUAUUAUUUUUAAAUGAUUUAGCUCUUUGUUAUAUUCCACUUAUUUUUGUUUCUUUAUUUCAAUGCACUGAAUUUACUUUUAUACAAUGGCAAAUCUUCAAAACAAGCUUGCUUAAACCUUUUUUCCAUAUCACUUAAUGUCCUUGUCAAAUAUCUCUAAAUAUUUUGUGGAGAAAAAAAAACCCAUGGUAGUGGUUCUCUCAUAACGUUUGGAACUGGAAAACUGAGACUGGUGAUUAGCGUUCUCGUUUUUUGUGGCAAAGAGCGUCCCCGCAUCAGAAGGCCUAGGGAUGACAGCAGACAGGAGGGGGGAAGAGUUCAUGACUGUGUUUACGUUUAAAAUCCACCUUGUUUUGCAGACUUGCCACUGCAGCUUUAAGAGGAGAAUGUUUCAACAACUUUCCAGUCACGUUUUAGGAGAGUUAUUAAAAAUAGAGGUUGACCGAUAUUAGGUUUUCUAUUGCCAGUACCGAUAUGUAGUAGACAUGGUCAGCCGAUGGCCAAAAAGUAUUGCCGAAUUUUACAGGCUGAUUUUCGUGGCCGAUAUCUAAACAUUUUCCACCUUAUUUUCAUGCUGAAAAGUCACUAAUAACACCAGUUAAUGCACAAAAUGUCUGAAGCUAAAUCAGCUUUUGAAUUUUGAAUUCAACUAGCUUAAAUCUUAACUUUGUGCACUGAUCAGUUAGAUUGAUUAAGUUAAUUUAGAGCAUUUAUUAUGCAGAUGCUAUUAGUGAAUGUAAAAAUACAUUUAAAUUCUGCAACAGCACCAGGCUGCCUGAGGAUGCGCCUGAUUUUAAAUCAGCAUUACUAAGGAUAAAUAUCGGCCAGAUAGAUCAGUCUACCCAAAGUGAAAAAGCCUUUCUGCUGCUCAUAAACAGAACAAUACAUUUAACAAAUAAGAGUGGAUUAAUAAUUGGAUCUUGUCAAAUUAAUUAAAAGGUCUGGAGAAAGUUUGUUUUUUUUGUCAAUCUGAAUUUAAAACAGACAUAUAGCGCCAUCUAGUGACAGGAUUUUUAAACUGCACACCAUUUUGAAGAAAUAAACUUUAUAACUAAUUGAGGUGGUUAGUUAUAUGUUGGGAUGACAUGUUUUCACUAUAAAAUCCUGACAAAUCGUACCUUUAAAUAUUGCUGCACAGAAUAAAAAAAUCACAACUAAAUGAAACACCAAUUUUAAUUUAAAUGAAGCUGCAACAGAAAAUUGUACUUCUUUAUUGAAUACUAGUUAUAGUAAACACAAAUUUAACAUUGAUUUAUUCUUGCACUAAAAACCUGAUAAAUGUUAUAGUUUGUUAUAAAUUAAUAAAGGAUGUUUGUGCAAAAAUAACUUUGUAGGUCAGAAAAACAAAACAGAUCCCAGUGUUUCCCCUAGAAAUUUU